CCCGGGGGUGGUUAAGAACGAUGGCGGCGGUGGACAUCAGAGAUAAUCUGCUGGGAAUCUCUUGGGUUGACAGCUCUUGGAUCCCCAUUUUGAACAGUGGAAGUGUCCUGGAUUACUUUUCAGAAAGAAGUAACCCUUUCUAUGACAGAACAUGUAAUAAUGAAGUGGUCAAAAUGCAGAGACUAACAUUAGAACACUUAAAUCAGAUGGUUGGAGUUGAAUACAUUCUUUUACAUGCCCAAGAACCCAUUCUUUUUAUCAUUAGGAAGCAACAGCGGCAGUCCCCAACUCAAGUUAUCCCACUAGCUGAUUAUUAUAUCAUUGCUGGAGUUAUCUAUCAGGCACCAGACUUGGGAUCAGUUAUAAACUCCAGAGUGCUUACUGCAGUACAUGGCAUCCAGUCAGCUUUUGACGAAGCUAUGUCAUAUUGUCGAUACCAUCCUUCCAAAGGGUAUUGGUGGCACUUCAAAGAUCAUGAAGAGCAAGAUAAAGUCAAACCCAAAGCCAAAAGGAAAGAAGAACCAAGCUCUAUUUUUCAGAGACAACGUGUGGAUGCGUUGCUUGUAGACCUUAGACAAAAAUUUCCACCCAAAUUUGUGCAGCAAAAGUCUGGAGAAAAGCCUGUCCCAGUGGAUCAGUCAAAGAAAGAGGCAGAACCUGUACCAGAAACUGUAAAAUCUGAGGAGAAGGAGACUACAAAGAAUGUCCAACAGACAGUGAGCACUAAAGGCCCCCCUGAGAAACGAAUGAGACUUCACUCCCUGUAAUGUGCCUCGGAAAGCAGCAGAAGAUGGCCCAGUUGCUUGGGCCCCUUCCCUGAUGUGGGAGAUCCAGAUGGAGUUUCAGGCUCCUGGCUUCGGCCUGGCCCAGACCUGGGUGUUGCAGCCAUUUGGGAAGUGAACCAGCAGAUGGAAGACCUCUUUCUGUCUCUCCCUUUCUCUAUGUAACUCUGCCUUUCAAAUAAAUAAAUAAAUCUUCACAAAAAGAACAUUGUGACUUUUAAUGGUGAUUGACAUUUGGAUCGUUUGUGGUUUUGAUGACUACUAAAAUUGCUUUUGCAACUUUUAUGAACUUGUUAUAGGACAUAUUAUGAAUAUUCCAAUUUUGUGAAUAUCGUAUGUGUGUUUUGGUGUGUGUUGCUGGCUGAAUUGAUUCCCAUCCCAACCCAAAGUAUAUAGAAAUCCUAAUCCUACAAAUCUCCAGUACUUCACAGUGUAACUUUAAUUGGAAAUAGGCCUAUUGUGGAUGCUACUAGUUAGAGUGAGGCCAUGAUGGAGUAGGGUGGGUCUCUGAUAUUACUGAGGUGUUUAUAAAAAGAAAGUCAUGUGAAGAGACAAGGGAGGCUACCAUGUGAAGAUGGACAGUUCAAGUGAUACAUCUACAAGCCAGGGAAUGCUGUCUUCCCAGCAAAUCAGAUUCUAAGAAGAAGCGAGGAAGAAUUCUGCAGGUUUCAGAGGAGAUACGGCUUUGCCAGCACCUUGAUUUUGAACUUCCUGCCUCCAGAACUUUGACAAUAAACUUGUUUUAAUCCACCCAGAUUACUGUGCUUUGUUAGUAGGUCUGCUAAACUAACACAUUUUGCAUGUACCCAUUUUGCUGUUUUAUUGAAAUGGAUGGGUCAUAAGUAUGCCUUUAUUCAACUUUAGUUGUUGAGAAAAUGUUUUCCAAAGUGAUUAUACUGUUUAUAUUCCAGCCUAUAAUGUAUAAGACUUUGGUUUCCAUACCUUGUUGACCCUAGAUAAUGCCAAUUAAAGAAAAAUUUAGUUAUCUUGAUGAGUGUUUAGUGGUAUCUGGUUGAGACUACAAUUUACAUUUCCUUUGAUGACUUCUUGUAUAUCUGUUUUUGUGAAGUGUAUUCAAGGUGUUUGUAUGUUUUUUUUCCUUUGGGUCAUCUGUUUGCAGAAUCCUAAGAAUUCUUUGAAUGGAAGUGAGUUGUUAUUUACAAAUGUUGUGUUUAAAUCUCUAUUUUUCCCACUCUGUCUUGCUUUUUUAUUUGAUUGACAGUGGCUGGGCUGGGUGUUUGAGCUAGUGAUUAAACCAUGAUUAGAUCCCAUAUCAGACUGCUGGGUUUGAGUCCCAGCUUUGCCUCUGAUUCCAGCUUCCUGCUAAUGCUCAUCUUGAGAGGCAGCAGGUAAUGUCUCAAGUGGUAGGGUCCUUACCACCCAUGUGGUAGAUCUAGGUAGAGUUGCCUGCUCCUGGCACUGGUUUGACUUAGCCCUAGCUGUUGUAGGCAUUUGAGAGUGAACCAGUGGAUGGGAGCUAUGUCUCCAUCUCAAAAAACAAAAGACAAAAACCCUUAAUUUUAAUGUAGCUCAGUUUGUGUUUUCAGUAUUUUCAUUUUUCUUUUCUUUUUAAGAUUUAUGUGUAGAGUGACAGGGAGAGACAGAGAUCUUCCAUCUGAUGGUUCACUUCCCCAGAUGGCUGCAACCACUGGUGCUGGACCAGGCUUGAAGACAGGAGCCAGGAACUCCACUGGGUCACCCAUGUCGGUAUCUGGGGGCCUAUUAAUUGGGCUGUUACUGCUUUCCCAGGCACAUUACCGAUGAAUUGGAUUAGGAACAGAACAGUCAAGACUUGAACCAGCUGUCAGAUUUGGGAAGCUGGCAUCCGAACUUGCUGUGCCACAAUGCUGGCUGCUCAUUUUUUUCUUAAUGAUUGUGUUCUGAAUGUUUUUUCUACACUGAGUUUUUGAAGAUAUUCUCCUGUGUUGUAGAAACCUUAUUAUUUUACAUUUCACAUGAAGGACUAUAAUACGUUAAUUGGGACUGACUUGUUGAUCAAUUUGAGGAGAAUUGGUGUUUAAACAAUAUUGAGUCUUCAUUAUCACAAGCAUGGUUUAAUUCUCUAUAUUUUUGUUUUCUCAUCAAAGUGUUGCAUUUUGAGAGUACUUCUUGCAUGUGUUUGGUUAAAUUUAUCCCUUGGUAGAACAUUAAAAAUUAAAAAAGAAUUGUUCAGAGUUAGAAAGAAAAACUCCCAUUCAUGGUUUCACUCUCCAAAUACCCACGAAGCCAGAAGCCAGGAACUCAGUGCAGGUUUCCCACCUAGAUGUCAGACCCAAUCACUUGAGCUGUUAUUGCUGCCCUCCCAGGCUCUGCAUUAGGAAAUUGGGGUCAGAAGCUGGAGCCUCAUGUCAAACCCAGGUGUACAAAUUCAGGACUACUGUGGAGCUCCCCUCCCUCUCUCUCCCUCCCUCCCUUCCUUCCUUUCUCUUUCUUUAUCCCUCUCUCUCUCUCUCUCUCUCUCUAUUUCCUUCCUCCCUUCCCCUCUCUUCUUUCCACCCCCCCCCCUUUUAAAAAGAUUUAUUUAUUUGAAAGGCAGAGUUGGGCAGGGUGUGGGAGAUAUAUUUUCCAUCUGCUGUUUCACUCCCUAAAUGGCUGCAAGGCCAGGCUGCAGCCAGGAGCUUCAUCCAGGUUUCCCAUGUGGGUGGCAGAGGCCCAAGUACUUGGGCUGUCUUGCUACUGCUUUCCCACAUGCAAGCAGGGAGCUGGAUCAGAAGUGGAACAGCCUGGACUUGAACCAGUGCUUAUGGGAUGCUAGCAUUGCAGAUCGUGGCAUGUGUCUUAAGCACUAGGCUAAGUGCCCAUCCCAUUUUUUUUUUUUUUACGUUAUGAAAGUAUUUAAAACGUGUUAAUUUGUUUGCUAUAUUAUAUAGACAUACAUUUGAUUUUUGUAUAAUUGAUCUUGUAUCUUGUCCCCUUACCAAAUUCAGUUAUUUAUUCUGGUAGCUGCAUUUUCUACAUCCAUGAAUAUGUCAUCUCUGAAUAAAAAUAAUUUUACUUCUUUGUAAUUCAUAUACCUUUUUCAGUUGUAAAAUAUACAAUUUAUCAUUUUGAGUUUAUGCUUUGAGGGCUGGCAUUGUGGUGCAGUGGGAUAAGCC
Molecule: messenger RNA, 3877 nt
Organism: Oryctolagus cuniculus (rabbit)
Lineage: Eukaryota; Metazoa; Chordata; Mammalia; Lagomorpha; Leporidae
Gene: MED6
Product: mediator complex subunit 6
Biological process (GO): regulation of transcription by RNA polymerase II
Cellular component (GO): mediator complex
Molecular function (GO): transcription coregulator activity
Source: RefSeq, a predicted model, not a curated record